AAGUGCUUAGAGUUCGUUCAUUCGUUUUUCCAAAUCAAAUCAAAUCAAAUCAGAAUCAGAAGAAACGCAACAGGGAAGAAGGAACAAGGAAAUAUACGCAAUUCAAUUUCUCUUCCCUUUGCUUUUCACAAUUCAAUAAUCUGAUCGCAUGGGUCAAGCUUUUCGCAAACUCUUCGAUUCCUUCUUCGGCAAUACCGAGAUGCGGGUUGUCAUGCUUGGUCUUGAUGCUGCUGGAAAGACAACUAUAUUGUACAAGCUUCACAUUGGAGAAGUUUUAUCUACUGUUCCCACAAUUGGUUUCAACGUUGAGAAAGUUCAGUAUAAGAAUGUUAUUUUCACGGUUUGGGAUGUUGGAGGCCAAGAGAAAUUGAGGACACUCUGGAGGCACUAUUUUAACAACACAGAUGGUUUGAUAUAUGUUGUUGAUAGUCUGGACCGCGAGAGAAUUGGGAAAGCAAAGCAAGAAUUUCAGACAAUCAUAAACGACCCGUUUAUGCUCAACAGUGUCAUCUUGGUACUUGCCAACAAACAAGACCUGAGAGGAGCGAUGACGCCAAGGGAAGUGUGUGACGGAUUAGGUCUCUUUGAUCUAAAGAAUAGAAAAUGGCACAUACAAGGCACCUGUGCACUUAAGGGCGAUGGCCUUUAUGAGGGUUUGGACUGGUUGUCCUCAACACUGAAGGAGAUGAAGGCUGCUGGAUACUCUUCAUUAGGACUAGGAACUUCAUCCUUCUAAUUUUUCAGGUAUUUUGGCCUUGGGAUUUGGUGAAUGUGCAGACUGUGACCAGUUCCAAAAUGUCUAGAUUGGUAAUCAAAUUCUUUUGGUUUUCGUGUUAAGCUGAUGAAGAAUACAGUUACUUUGCCUUUCAGGGUAUUUAAAGAUAUGUGACUUUCUACAAUUAUAGAAGUUUGUACAUGUCAAAUGAUUAACUAAAUUUUGUUGCUGUAUUGAUACCCCACGUUAAGUGCACGGGUACCUGAUAGAAGGUCUUGGAUACUGGCUGGAUCAGUUGUUCAUUCUCCCUUGAUAUUCUCCACCUUACUCUUUGUGAAUGUUAUUUCUGUGUGGCUGUGACUGAUGCAUUGAUUCAUAAAAAUAACGAGUCUGACAAACACAUUGCGAUCUCGUCACAAUUUUCUUUAGGCAUCGCCAACAUGUUAUUAUGAUUCAGUUAGAUUGUGUGGUUGCAAUUGCUUCCCUUUUGCCCAUAAUAAUAUAGCUGUUACUUCUAUUGGAA
Molecule: messenger RNA, 1238 nt
Organism: Medicago truncatula (barrel medic)
Lineage: Eukaryota; Viridiplantae; Streptophyta; Magnoliopsida; Fabales; Fabaceae
Product: ADP-ribosylation factor
Exons: 7
Coding region: 149-736 (195 amino acids)
Molecular function (GO): GTP binding; GTPase activity
Source: RefSeq, a predicted model, not a curated record